This is a messenger RNA of Alosa sapidissima (American shad), 936 nucleotides long. RefSeq names its product NudC domain containing 2 (gene nudcd2). Gene Ontology annotation, cellular component: cytoplasm. Gene Ontology annotation, biological process: protein folding. The transcript is spliced from 4 exons. The coding region runs from base 215 to 688 and encodes 157 amino acids. The record is from RefSeq and is a predicted model, not a curated record. NCBI's taxonomy places the organism in Eukaryota, Metazoa, Chordata, Actinopteri, Clupeiformes, Clupeidae.
AACAGUAGGGGGCAGUGUGUGUGAGGUUAUGGCUCACCAGGGCAUACAUGUGAGAAUCACGAAGAAAUUGUUUAGCACAGUGGUGGGUUUGUUCUCAAAAAUGAAUUGAAAUUGAGUAAAAAUCUCUGACAGUAGAUACAGCUUACUUGCGCAACAUUGUUCAGGUUCAAGUGUAUUGGGUGGACAAAUCUUACAGGACCGGUUUGAGAUCGAUAUGUCAGUUAACUUUGAGGAGAAGAGUGGUGCUAUUCCUUGCAAAACACCAUGGGGAUCAUGGUACCAAACGAUGGAAGAGGUUUUUGUCGAAGUGAAUGUCCCUAAUGGAACGACAGCAAAAGAAGUUAAAUGUUCCCUCGGAAGUAGGCAGGUAGAACUCCUGGUCAAAGGCCAGGAAGUCUUUAAGGGAAAAUUAUUUGCUACAACAGUUGCAGAUGAAGCAACGUGGACUUUGGAGGACAGGUGCUUGAUUCGAAUCGUGCUGAUGAAGACGAAUCGGGAGGCUGGAAAUUGCUGGACUUCGCUUCUAGAGGGGCAGUACUGCGCGGAUCCAUGGGUACAGGAUCAGAUGCAGAGAAAGCUCACGCUGGAGCGGUUCCAGAGAGAGAACCCUGGAUUUGACUUCAGUGGCGCAGAAAUCUCUGGAAAUUUUGCAGGCGGAGGACCAGAUUUCUCUGACCUUCAAAAGUGAAAACACUGCGUUUAGAAAGAGACUUUUGUUGCCUUUGGAAUUAUUUUACAUGUACAAGACAAAAUGGGAACCUUUAAAGCCUUUGAAGAUUCUUUUCUGCCAGGCUGGCAUCUUUGUCAUAGUCUGAGGUCAGAUCACAAAAAUGAUCCGUCAACUAUGGGUUUGACCAUGUCAAGCACUUUGUUGAUUGAGAUGACUAUGUAUGCAUGCAGUUUUAUACAGAUUUGUAAUAAAACUAGAAAAUGUAA